AUGCAUUUAAAUGAAGAUGAUGGUAUACAAGGACGUUUCAUUCCGAUGAUAAUGGAUAAAUUUACAACAACAACCGGAGCACCUAUGACAAUUACUGUUCCGAUACCAACAGUCCCUACAACUAUAACUGUGCCACCUAUACCAACAUUUCCGCCGACUUUUCCGCCAACAUUCCCACCGACUUCACCUACUGUAAGUCCCACAACAUCACCACCAACAACAACAUCUCCUCCACCACCACCAGUAACUCCACCACCACCAGUAACUCCACCACCACCAAUUCCAACUUUCCCCCCAACAACUCCAGGAGGAUAA
This is a messenger RNA of Condylostylus longicornis, 315 nucleotides long. RefSeq lists its product as uncharacterized. The record is from RefSeq and is a predicted model, not a curated record. NCBI's taxonomy places the organism in Eukaryota, Metazoa, Arthropoda, Insecta, Diptera, Dolichopodidae. The transcript has a single exon. The coding region runs from base 1 to 315 and encodes 104 amino acids.